AGCAUACAAAAUGAAUCUAUUCAAGGAGUCUGAUCCUAACCUAAAUAAAUUAACAAUUGGUAUAGUAAUGUAAUUCAAUACUGACUCUAACUCUUCCCAGACGGCAGAUGAAGCCCCGAAACCCAGAACCGGAAUUUCCUAGCAAAUCCACAAUGUACACCAUUCCAGAGCUUUCAGAGCCUCCAGAACUUCCAGAAAUAACCCACGAAUACAGCAGUACCCUUCACCAAACAAGUUCCACACUCGCUCAAUAUCCAAAAGUAGCCCCGGACAUAAGCAUUCGUGCUUUCAAACAAUACAUCAAUCUCCAACUCAUCAAAUCAUGUGCACUUCUCGCAAUUUCCGAACUAGAUCAAGCUCUAGAGCACGUGGAGGAAGCUUUAUUUAUUGCGGAGGAUAAGAACCUUUUCUAUGAAAUUAGUAAAUGUCAUUUGUAUCGAGGAUUGUGUUUUAUGGGGAUGAAGAGGUGGAGGGAGGCGAAGAUUGCGUUGGUAAGGGGUGUGAAUGUUAGGGGGUGGGGUGGAAGAGUGGAGGGAUUGAUGAGGGAGGUUCAGUUACGUAUUGAUGAGGAUAAAAGGGGUCAAAAGCUGGGGGUUUAGGCUUCAUGAUGCUGGACAGAGGCGGAGUUAUGGUAUCAUUUUUUUUAUUGAUUGUUAUCU
This is a messenger RNA of Sclerotinia trifoliorum, 659 nucleotides long. Lineage: Eukaryota; Fungi; Ascomycota; Leotiomycetes; Helotiales; Sclerotiniaceae. The record is from the annotation of a GenBank genome assembly.